Molecule: messenger RNA, 402 nt
Organism: Babesia bigemina
Lineage: Eukaryota; Apicomplexa; Aconoidasida; Piroplasmida; Babesiidae
Exons: 3
Coding region: 1-402 (133 amino acids)
Source: RefSeq, a predicted model, not a curated record
AUGCAAAGGUAUGCGCUCAUACCGCCGCUACAUCUACUCGGGGCGCUGCGGCGGCUACACAUCUCCUACUCCAAUAGGCGCUUAGAUACGGCCGAUAUCGCUAGGCGGCUCGUAGUAUACGCUACGGGCGACAAGUUGAAGCUUAAAUUUCCGCAGCUCUACGUCACCUGGGAGAUUCUCGAUUACGACGCACCUGCGGCACUACAGGUCGAGUUCCUCGACGGCAGGAAGAGGAGGUACCUUAUAGAGGGGUACAGCAAGCCGGAACGCGAAAGGCUGGUGGACAAGUGGAAGUUCGACGCAAAGCUGGAACCGUGGCCAGAGACACUUGCACCGACGUUUGCGAAGCAAGACGAUAAGCCGAACACUGUCAAUGGCAGAAACGAGGGAGGAGAGCACUAA